Messenger RNA from Neoarius graeffei (lesser salmon catfish), 2561 nucleotides. RefSeq names its product serine incorporator 5 (gene serinc5). The coding region runs from base 140 to 1516 and encodes 458 amino acids. Gene Ontology annotation, cellular component: membrane. The record is from RefSeq and is a predicted model, not a curated record. Lineage: Eukaryota; Metazoa; Chordata; Actinopteri; Siluriformes; Ariidae. The transcript has 12 exons.
UAUUGUGUUCGACAGAAGAUUGAGUGCGUGGAGCUCUGAGAGAGAGAGAGAGGAGCGCUGCGCUUCCCUUCCGGAGCCGAGGAGAGCUGAGCUGAGCUACUGUUCCGUGUGAAAGCGGGGUUUCGGGCGGGUUAGAGAGAUGUGCGCCCGUUGUUGUUUAUCUCAGUUGGAGUGCUGCUGCGGCCCGGCCGCCUGCUCGCUGUGCUGCGCCUGGUGUCCCAAGAUCAAGCAGUCUACAGGGACGCGCUUCAUGUACGCUCUGUACUUCAUGCUGGUCACCGUCAUCUGCGUGAUCAUGAUGUCGCCCACUGUGGAGAUGCACAUGCGUAAAUUUGAUUUUAUCGUAGAGAUUUGUGAAAAGCUGAAUGCUGGAGAGCGCUGCAGCACUCUGGUCGGCUACGCUGCCGUCUACAAAGUCUGUUUUGGCAUGGCCUGCUUCUUCUUCUUCUUCUCCCUGUUCACCAUCCGAAUACGGAGCAGCACAGGGUGUCGGGCGGCCGUACACAACGGAUUCUGGUUCUUGAAGUUUUUGGCUUUGCUAGCCUGCUGUGCGGGAGGCUUCUUCAUGCCUGGUGAAGAAAAGUUUCUCGAAGUGUGGCGGUAUGUGGGAGCUGCUGGGGGCUUCCUAUUCCUCCUGAUCCAGCUCAUGCUCCUGGUUCAGUUUGCUCACAGAUGGAACCAGAAUUGGACUUCAGGCGUAGACCACAACAAGGUGUGGUAUGCAGCACUGGCACUGGCCACGUUGGUGCUUUACUCUGUGGCAGUGGGUGCUCUGGUCUUUAUGGCUUGGUAUUACACACAUCCUGAGGCCUGCUCCCUCAACAAGAUCUUCCUUGGGGUGAACGCAGGUCUAUGUGUCAUCGUCUCCCUGCUGGCCAUUUCACCCUGCAUUCAGACAUUCCAACCCACCUCAGGCCUGCUCCAGCCAGCUGUCAUCAGCGUCUAUGUCAUGUACCUCACCUUUUCAGCCCUGUCGAGCAAGCCCAUUGAAAUGUUGUCAGAUAAUGGAAAGAACAUAACUGUUUGCAGCUUUCCUUUCGUUGGAACGGACGUCGAUAGAAGAAUAACAACAGGAGUAGGAACGGCCAUUUUGUUCGGCUGCGUGCUUUAUGCAGGUUUGACCUCGACGACAAAGAGGAGCUCAGCAGCCUUACGAGUGUACAGAAACUCCAUGCAAGAAAAUGAGAGGGCACAUUGCUGCUUCUGCUGCACUGAUUAUGGAGAUGACUAUGACGAGGAAGAGAAGACCGCAGGAGGGCAGAAUGUAAUUUACGAUGAGAAAGAAGGCACCGUUUACAGCUACACCUACUUCCAUUUUGUCUUCUUCCUUGGCUCACUCUACGUCAUGAUGACGGUCACAAACUGGUUCCAUUAUGAGGAUGCUAAGAUUGAGAGAUUGUUGGACGGGAGCUGGUCGGUGUUCUGGAUCAAGAUGGCGUCUUGCUGGGUUUGUCUCUUCCUCUACAUGUGGACUCUGGUGGCCCCCAUGCUCUUCCCAAAGAGGUUUGAAGCAUAAAUGCAGUCUCCAAAUGCAUCCCAUCUAUCCUACCACUAAAGCGUCCGGUAGAUUUUAUGUUCCUGUUCCUUAAAAGUUCCAUUUAAACGUUUUACUCGGAAGGCAAAACUGCCCGACACCUUAAAGACCGAUUAAAGGAGAUGUGUUACAUGUAUGGGUUUUGUUGGUAUGUUGAUUACUUGGUAAUCAGUAGGGCAUCUUGUUUUCUUUUUUGUUUUUUAAAAGGAAAUAAAAAUCCUGAAGGUAUGAAAGCAAAGCAUUGCUCAGGAUCACUUCACUGUUACCGUCGUCUGUGUUACAUUUGUGUCUUUUGAUAGACAACGUAUUCUAUGCAAGUCAACCAAGAGCAUGUGAUUAAUUACAGUGAUUUUUUUUUUCCUUCUACACAGUACCUUGUGCUUUCAUUUUUGUCUUCAUAUGGCAUUUAAAAAAUAUAUUAAUAUAAUAUAAUAUAGAGCAUUCACACCAAAAUAAGAUAGCUAUGAAGAACAUUAUUUCCAGAGUGGAUUAGCUGAGUACAAUACAAUAAUUGCAAACAUUCCUGGAGCACUCUCCCUUUAAUUUUAGGCUUUGAGAAUUAUAGGCUUCUGAACAAUGAAGAAAAUGACAUUCAUAUUAGACUUUCUGCUGGAAUGGAAAAAAGGCCUUUACGUUUGAGGGAACCCAAAGGUUCUCGCAAGUACGGUUAGCUCAGUGGUGGUCAUGCUCAUUCUAUUGCUUUAAAGUUUGUUUGUUUGUUUGUUUGUUUGUUUAAAGUACAUCCAGAUGUGCCUUGGAUGCUCUAAAUUAUUUGACCGUAUUAGAGCCGUACUCAUGCUCAAGACUUGCAUGGAUUCAUCCCAGUGUAAAUAAGACAUUUCUCACUACAGUAGAUGUUACACUGCCGUGUAAAGUCAGUUUAUAUUCAAACGUUCCAACUUUAUAAGCUUUGUCACUUUUUUGGUCAUUUUAAUUCGUCAGAAAUUGUUUAAAUAAGAGAGUUGAAGUGUUUCUUGGUUUAAGCGUACAGCUCAGCAGCAGCCUUUAAAGGAACAGUCCACCGUAC